AUGUCUAGUGUGAAAACGAGACGACAAACUGCUGCGGCAUCUACACCUUCGACUCCAACGCCGGCAGCUCGAGAACAAGCCAUCAUGAAUGGUAAUGGUUCAGCACACACUUCCGAGGAUGAGGAUUAUCCUAAAGAGAACAUAUUUCUCUUCUGGCCCAAUGUCAUCGGAUACUUUCGAAUCGUUCUCGCAUUAGUAUCCCUCUAUUACAUGCCCCUUCACCCGCGCACCUGUACCCUUCUAUACAGUGUCUCCUGUCUUCUCGAUGCUCUUGAUGGAUAUGCCGCCCGGGCCUUUGAACAAUCUACAAAAUUCGGUGCAGUAUUGGAUAUGGUGACAGAUCGCUGUACCACAGCUUGCUUGCUCGUCUUCCUUUCUUCUGCCUGGCCUCGAUGGGCUCUCCUCUUCCAAGGACUCAUCUCUUUGGACUUGGCUAGUCAUUACAUUCACAUGUAUGCGACCCUUGUUAUGGGAGGAGGAGAUACUAGUCACAAGCAAGUGGAUAAAUCGAGAAGCUGGAUUUUAAACUUGUACUACACGAACAAGACGGUCCUCUUCCUCUUCUGUGCACUCAACGAAGUCUUCUUCAUCGCCCUCUACCUCCUUUCCUUCUCCUCUCCCCUUCUCUCGCCAUCUCUCCUCCAAGUCACCACCAGUGGUGAUACUGGCAGUACACUUGUCCCUGGAAACCCCUCCAACCCAUCCGCAGCUUCUCUUUUUGCCAACCCCUACAGCGCUGGCGCCUUGGAGCUUGCGCGCGCAAAUAAAAUGGACUCAUUCUGGCCAUGGGUCAUCGCUGGUAUCUCCUUCCCCGUCAUGGCUGGAAAACAGUUCAUCAAUGUCGUACAAUUGGUCAAAGCUAGCCGAUGGUUGGCCGAAGGAGAUAUUGAAAUGAGGAGAGCAGCAGGAUUACCCAGACAGAGAAAGACAAAAUAA
Sclerotinia borealis F-4128 is the source of this 936-nucleotide messenger RNA. NCBI's taxonomy places the organism in Eukaryota, Fungi, Ascomycota, Leotiomycetes, Helotiales, Sclerotiniaceae. The record is from the annotation of a GenBank genome assembly.